AGUUUUUCUCUGCGAUGUCUAUAUUAGGUGACACAGAUCUGGGGAUUCCUGUGUCACAAAUGCAGGUUUAGCCAAUAGAGAGAGGGAGCUGUGCCUGGGGAACUGACUGGCCCCUCCUCACUUGCCUUAUGGAGACUGAUCUAUAACCAUCCCCUGCACUUUCUAGGAGAAGGCUAAACAGUGGAAUGAGAUGAGUCUCCUUUGAAAAGCACUGGAAUCCAAUCUCUCUCUAUCCAAGUCUGGGGAGGAUACAUGACUUUGUUUGGGGGGUUUACUUGGUACCACCAUGUUUGCCAGCCCUGUGACUUCCACUCCAUUCUCUGUAAAGGACAUUUUGAAUUUGGAGCAACACCAGAAUGGAUCGUCUUCAAUGAACAUCACUUCCAGGCUGGAGAACUCGUCCUGCAUGCUGUCCACCUUUAAACAGGAGCCCUACCCUGGAACCCCAUGCCUUUCUGAACUCACUGAGGAACUUUUUCAGAGAGACGCCUCUAAGGGCCCCUCGCCUUUCCCUGGAUCAUUCUUUGUUACGAAUUAUUUGGAAAUGGACUCCUCUAAAGCGCCCAAAGAUGACAAGAAAGAUAUCUGCCCCCUGCAGAAAACUUUGGAACAUGACAAAAGAGAGUCUGAAGACCCAGAAAGACCAAGACAAAGGAAGAGAAGGAAGCCUCGCGUGCUGUUCUCCCAAGCCCAGGUGUAUGAGCUGGAGAGAAGGUUCAAGCAGCAGAAAUAUCUGUCAGCCCCAGAGAGGGACCAUUUAGCCAAUGUCCUGAAGCUCACCUCCACACAGGUGAAAAUUUGGUUCCAAAACAGAAGGUACAAAUGCAAACGGCAGCGGCAAGAUCAGACUCUAGAGAUGGUGGGGCUACCACCUCCAAGACGGAUAGCUGUACCAGUCCUGGUAAGAGAUGGGAAGCCUUGCUUGGGAGAGUCUUCUCCUUACAAUUCCCCAUAUAAUGUCAGCAUCAACCCCUACAGCUACAACACUUACCCUGCCUACUCCAACUACAAUAACCCAGCCUGUAGCGGAAGCUAUAAUUGCAGUUACUCUUCCAUGCCUAGCAUGCAGCCCACGUCCGCUGGUAAUAACUUUAUGAAUUUCAGCGUGGGGGACUUGAACACAGUGCAGACUCCAAUCCAACAGGCCAGCGGUGUAUCUGCACUUCAUCAUGGCAUCCGAGCUUGGUAGACUCAAAGCCUAGAACUUUUAUCAGAGCACUCAACAAAAAGGUGGCAUUGACUGCAUGGACUGGAAAUGGGUUGCAGGGAUUUGUGGGGAGCAAAGUUAUUCUGCACUCACUCAGUGCUAGGAGUGUGGCCUAUUAGAGCUACAGUUGGGUGGGUGUGGUUAAAGGGGAACUCCACAAAAACAUAACUUAAGCUUUCUGAAAAGUAAACAUAAUUUCAAGCAACUUUGCAAUAGACAUCAUUUAAAAAAUAUGCAGACUUUUCAAGAUUUUUAAUGA
Messenger RNA from Xenopus laevis (African clawed frog), 1466 nucleotides. RefSeq names its product NK2 homeobox 5 L homeolog (gene nkx2-5.L). NCBI's taxonomy places the organism in Eukaryota, Metazoa, Chordata, Amphibia, Anura, Pipidae. The record is from RefSeq and is a predicted model, not a curated record. The coding region runs from base 287 to 1189 and encodes 300 amino acids. The transcript is spliced from 2 exons. Gene Ontology annotation, molecular function: RNA polymerase II cis-regulatory region sequence-specific DNA binding; DNA binding; DNA-binding transcription factor activity, RNA polymerase II-specific. Gene Ontology annotation, biological process: regulation of transcription by RNA polymerase II; cell differentiation; regulation of DNA-templated transcription. Gene Ontology annotation, cellular component: nucleus.